AUAUGUAGAUUUUCUUAUUUGACACUUCAUCAAUUAAACAGCUGCAAUUCGAUGUUAUUACUACAAAAACAAAUACAAGUGUCGAUUUGACAGUUAUAAUCGCACACAUUUCAUUGUGCAAUCAAAGAAACUGGAAAAAUUGCAAAAAUCUCUUGCACGUGUCGUUCCGGUAGGCAGACAACAAGUUUGAAGCAGUGUAGUUAAUUGUUAUUAUUCUCAUUGGAAGGAAAACUAAAUUAUUAAUUGAAGAAAGUAUGUUUCUGCAACAAUUCACCCGCGCAUUCCACACAUCGCGUAUAGCGUUAGCCAGUGUAGAGAAGAGCGCUUUGUCAGCACUACGCAAAAAGACAGGCUACACAUUCGCCAAUUGCAAGAAAGCUCUGGAAAAGCAUAAUAAUGACAUCAAUUUGGCCGAAAAAUGGUUGAACGAACAAGCUCAAAGUCUGGGUUGGUCAAAGGCCACGAAACUUGCAGAACGCGCAACAGCUCAGGGUUUAGUUGGUGUGCUCAUUCAUGGCAACAUCGGUGCUAUGGUAGAGGUCAACUGUGAAACGGAUUUUGUUGCACGGAAUGAGCAUUUCAAGAACUUUGUCGAUCACGUGUCUCGCAUUUGCGCCAAGUACACUGAAACUACUGAUUUUGAUGGAGAUCUGUGGAAGCUUGGAUUCGAGGCUGAAGCGCUAAAGAACCUCCGUAUGGCUGAUGGCAAAACACUAGGAGACCACUUGGCAUUGCUUAUUGGUACUGUGGGUGAAAACGCAUCAAUCAAACGUGCGAUAUGCUUCAAAACGAGCAAUGAUCUGCAGUUAGCCGGGUAUGCUCAUCCGACAUCUACAAAUGUAGCUGCAGCUGAGAACACUACGCAAAUUGGGAAAUACGGCACAAUUGUAGCGUUCCGUGGUUCUGCAACAGAUGAAGAAUUACAAAAAAAUCUUUGCCAGCAUAUUGUUGGCCUUAACCCAUUGAAAAUUGGAGAAGAAGGAAAAGAUAAACCAGUGGCGAAUAAAGAUGACGAGACAUGUCUCAUACAUCAGGAGUACUUGCUUGAUCCCGAACGCACAGUGAACGAAGUCCUGAAGGAAAAUAACGUGACAAUCAUUGAUUAUCAACGAUACGAAUGCGGUGAGGCAACAAAAAAUGAGCUGUUGGAACAGGCUGAAUUAAGUAAUUAAUUCUUGUGCUUGCGAAUAUAUAAUAUUAUAUAAUCCAUGCAUUAUUGUUGUUUUUAUAACUUAGUCAUUUGCGAAAUUCUAAAUUCAAAUGAAUAGAAGUAAAUGUAAUAAAUAAAAAAGCAUAAUU
Molecule: messenger RNA, 1299 nt
Organism: Zeugodacus cucurbitae (melon fly)
Lineage: Eukaryota; Metazoa; Arthropoda; Insecta; Diptera; Tephritidae
Gene: mEFTs
Product: elongation factor Ts, mitochondrial
Exons: 4
Coding region: 255-1172 (305 amino acids)
Biological process (GO): mitochondrial translational elongation
Cellular component (GO): mitochondrial matrix
Molecular function (GO): protein binding; translation elongation factor activity
Source: RefSeq, a predicted model, not a curated record